Molecule: messenger RNA, 1713 nt
Organism: Exophiala oligosperma
Lineage: Eukaryota; Fungi; Ascomycota; Eurotiomycetes; Chaetothyriales; Herpotrichiellaceae
Exons: 1
Coding region: 115-1713 (532 amino acids)
Biological process (GO): RNA catabolic process
Cellular component (GO): extracellular region
Molecular function (GO): ribonuclease T2 activity; RNA binding
Source: RefSeq, a predicted model, not a curated record
AACUCAUAUCAACAUCCCAGCGGGACCAACAAGAAGACAUCAUGACACAAUUCGACAUUUAGAGCAGCUGUAUACAUAUAUUUUUACACAGUCACCGGCUCAAACUACCUCGACAUGGCUCCAUCCUUAUUCCAACUACCGUUUCUCUCCUCCAUUUCUAAUGCGCUAUUACCACCAUCCACAUCACCUCUUGAAACCACCAAAGCCACGAUGACGGCCACUACCCUCCAAUCAUGCCCCAACCCGCCGUCACUGUCUUGCCCAUUCCCUCCACCCCGCGAGAUCAACACGUGCUGCCUGAACCACCCUUCGGGUCAUUUUCUCCAGACCCAAUUCUGGGACACUUCUCCAGCCCUCGGGCCCAACACGUCCUGGACCAUCCACGGUCUCUGGCCGGACCUCUGCACGGGAGGGUUCGAUCAAUUUUGUGAUACGACGCGAUCUCAUCCUCCCGGCGCCAUGCGUGAUCUGAUCACCACUCUCCUCAAUCAAACGCAUUCGGACCCCAAAGCCCUCCUCGAUUUCAUGGACGAAUACUGGCUCUCACUCAAUUCAGACGCCGCACACCUCUGGUCCCACGAAUGGAACAAGCACGGCACAUGUAUCUCGACCCUCGAACAGGGUUGUUAUCCAUCGUCAUCAACGCAUGAGUACUCUGAUAGUGAUGAGUCCUCGGACAGCAACCUCGACCUAGGCAUACUAGAUUACUUUAUCCACACGACAUCUCUCUUCCGUACGCUAGACACGUACACCAUCCUGUCUGAAGCCGGCAUCGUUCCUUCCCACGAAGUACGCUACACCUUACAAGACCUCGAAGAUGCUAUAUCCUCUUCGCCAUACAACCACCCCGUGACGUUCCGUUGUACUCACUCUGGCGAACUCAACGAGAUAUGGUAUCAUUUCUCCGUCAUGGGUUCACUGAGGAACUCGUACGACGAUUCUUCUCUUUCCACUUCCACCUCCGUUUCAUCACAUGGUACCACCGACCAACCUCCAGCGCAGCGGUACUCUUCUUCUACUCCAUUUCUGCCUGCCGACGCCGUCCGCGAAAUAUUCAUCCCCACCGACCCCGACGGUGCCAAAUCCAACUGUCCGAGCCGUGGGAUCAAGUACUUGCACAAGAAUGGGCAUUCCGAUCCUGGUCCAUCACCCACGCAUACCUAUACGCGCACGUCGACGACCACAAGCACACCAACAUCCCCACCGUUUACGGGCAAGGGCCAUCUCGCGAUCCACAUUCUCGACGACGACCACCAUGGACCGACUUUUUCCGAGUCCGAAUCUGAACAACAGCAGCAUCCCCUCGUCUUGAACGAGCAACUAUCGGAUGAUAUCGCAACACAGUCGAAUGACGACGACAACAAAGGCUGUCUCAUUCGCCUGGGUCAAUGGUACGUCUCGGGCACGUGUGCCACCUUUCGCGCACAAAAGGACGUCGUCGAUCCUGGCCACGCGCCGCUCUUCUCCCUCUCGUCCAGCUACUCGCCGUGCGUCGUCAACCCAAAAACCUCCAGAUUCGAGUGUACCAAGUCGACCGCCGUACAGAGUAUCUUCUCUUCGGACCCUCAAAACCCCCGUGCCCUGUCUUACCAGAAUAAGACGACAUUCUAUGCGAAUCAUGUACCGAAACGAUUUGACAAGGUCGACGUGUAUGCAAAUGAUGGUAAUGGUGAAAGAAGUGUUCAAUUGGAAAUUCAUUGGGUAGCUACAUAG